AUGGAGACAGCUUAUUUUCAAGCAGUGUACGACGAGGUGCACGGGGACGCAGCUAUUGAGGCCCUAGCAUACGGUGGGGCCCCCAGAGCGGGGGUACCGCUAAAGGGUUUGGGGGCCCCCAUAAAGGGUUUGGGGGCCCCCCUAAAGGUGUUAAGGGGCCCCUCUGCAGUAGAUGCGUACUAUGAUUUUAUAUCUUCGCAUUCCUUUUCAAUUUGUCUCCCCUUUCGCUUAAGAGCUGUGGGGGCCCCAAAGGGGGCCCCCUGCAACUUCUUGGGCUUUGGGGGCCCCCAGGGGGGCCCCUAUGGGAGGCCGGAAGAGGGGCUCCCUGAAGGCGAUUGCCCUGAUGCAGCUGCUGCAGCAGCUGCAGCUGCUGCAGCUGGGGGCCCCCCAAGUCCUGUGUGGCUGAGCACCUUGUACGCAGUGGAGUUGUCUUUCUCUCUUUCUCCUUCUUAUGAGCCCCUCUCGAGUGUCUGCAUACCUUUCCUGCAGUGCCCUCUAGGGGGGCCCCCCGGGGGCCCCUCAGGGGGGCACCAAGGGGGGCCCUCAGGGGGGCCUCAUGGGGAGGGCCCCUUGACAGAGCAGGAGGAAGAGAUACUGCAGAAGGCCUCUCAGGAUGCCUUUCCCUUCGACUAUGAAAUAAUUCUCAAGCUGCAGCCGAUUCGGCCGGAGCCUGCGGUGUUUUCAGUGGAGACAAAUUUUAUAGACAGUGAAGGGGCAAUGUACAUCGGCAGCUUGUCUCCUUUCUCUGUCUCCUUACAGGACCUCUUCUUACCCGGAGUGCUGCGUAUAAGAAGAUUGGCUUGUGUGUGGUGUUUGUGGGGUGUACAGACACUAGAUUUGGAGCGAGCGGUGGUGCUGCAGAUGAUAGAAAUGUCUCUAAAACCUUUCUUAAUUGAGGGUGAUUGUGUCUCCCUGGAUAAGCGGCAUCAGCAGCAGCAGCAUGCGCUGCAGCAGCAGCAGUUGCAGCAAAACCAGCUGCAGCAGCUGCAGCAACUGCAGCUGCAGCAGCAGCUGCAGUUGCAGCCAAAGCAGCACCUACAGCAGCUACAGCAGCUGCAGCAGCAGCAGCAUUUGCGUCUGUUUGUGUCUGCAUGCAUGCAGGACGACUCCAUGCAAGAAGGAAGAGAGGAGGAGUCGCCUGCUGCUGAAACAGGGGCCCCCUCGUCGAGACCCUUCUCCUUGGGGACCCCUUCCCUUGGGGGGCCCCCCCUCUCGGGGGCCCCCAAAGACAGUGCGCCAUCUACUGAGAGACCCAUGACCAGGGGAGAUGAACUGGAGGAGCAGCAGCAGCAAUCUUCACCUACGGCAGCAGCAGCAACAGCAGCAGAAGCAGCAGAAGCAGCAGCAGAAGCAUCAGAAACAGCAACGGCAACAGCAGCAGCAGCAGAAACCCCACAACUUCAAUCUAUGGAGGUGUUUGUAGACCAAUACUUUGAGGGGCAAGUGCCUUAUGAAGAUAUCCUUGAGGGUUGUAGCAGGCCAGAGGCCCCUUAUCUUUCUCGAAUGGGGGGCCCCCUAGAGGGCACCCCUUCUGUGGGGGCCCCCCCUGAGGGGGCCCCUUCCCCUUCUGUGGGGGCCCCCCAUGAGGGGGCCCCUUACCUCGGGGGGCCCCCCAUCGAAACCCUGCAUGCACUUAUCUUCCUCCCUCCCCGCUACCACCUGCUGCUGAAGUUUAAUAUAUCUGCAGCAACAACUGUUGUACGCUGCGCCACUGAUCGAUGGGAGGCCCUCGGCUACCUAGAGGCCUUCUUCGCUAGAACAUAUGCACUUGCUAUUGCAACAAGGGGCCCCCAGGGGGGCCCCCCUGAGGGGCCCCCUACAGAGGGGUCCUAUCCUAAGGGGGCCUCCUAUGAGGAGCCCCUUCCAGAGGGGGCCCCUCAUGAGGGGUCUUCUCCAGAGGGGGCCCCCGCUGAUGGGGCCUCCUCUACAGAGGGGGGCCCCCCUGAUGGGGCCCCCUCCAAGGUGGAGGUGGAAAGCUGGGGGCCUCAGUAA
Messenger RNA from Eimeria acervulina, 1992 nucleotides. RefSeq lists its product as hypothetical. Gene Ontology annotation, cellular component: AP-type membrane coat adaptor complex. The transcript is spliced from 5 exons. The record is from RefSeq and is a predicted model, not a curated record. NCBI's taxonomy places the organism in Eukaryota, Apicomplexa, Conoidasida, Eucoccidiorida, Eimeriidae. Bases 1 to 1992 code for a protein of 663 amino acids. Gene Ontology annotation, biological process: endosomal transport.